Physcomitrium patens is the source of this 3036-nucleotide messenger RNA. RefSeq names its product vacuolar protein sorting-associated protein 35B. NCBI's taxonomy places the organism in Eukaryota, Viridiplantae, Streptophyta, Bryopsida, Funariales, Funariaceae. The record is from RefSeq and is a predicted model, not a curated record. Gene Ontology annotation, cellular component: retromer complex; late endosome; retromer, cargo-selective complex. Gene Ontology annotation, biological process: intracellular protein transport; retrograde transport, endosome to Golgi.
GAGUGUGUGUGUGUUUCGGAGCGCAUGAAGAAGCCCUAGACUAAACCCCGUCCCGACCCCCGUCUCGUCAUCGCCCGCGAGCUUCUGCUACGCUCGGACGAGAUUCUCUACCCCGCCCUGCUCGCUCUCGCUGUUGCUUCCCGAGCUGCAGGGUGGAUUCCGCUCGGCGCCGGGCUCUUGGAUUGGAUUUCAGUGUUCUAGCUGUGCGCGGGCACGAUGCAGGUCCAGGAGGAUGCCGUGAGUAGCGCCGAGGAGCAAGACAAAUGGCUGGCGGAUGCCAUGGCUCUGGUCCAGCACAAUGCAUUUUACAUGCAUCGCGCUGUGGACGCGAGCAAUCUGCGCGAUGCUUUGAAGUACUCCGCACAGAUGCUUUCGGAGCUUCGAACGUCGAAGUUGUCUCCGCAGAAAUACUACGAGCUCUACAUGAGGACUUUCGAUGAGCUGAGGCAGCUGGAAACGUUCUUCAAGGAGGAGACAAAGAGAGGCCGCACCAACGCUGACUUGUACGAGCUCGUUCAACACUCUGGAAACAUACUCCCGCGCCUAUACCUGCUCAUCACCGUGGGAUCGGUGUACAUCAAAUCGCAAGAAGCGCCAGCGAAGGACAUAUUGAAGGAUUUGGUGGAGAUGAGUCGGGGUGUGCAGCAGCCGAUUCGGGGGCUUUUCUUGCGCAGUUAUCUAUCUCAAAUCAGCCGGGACAAACUGCCAGAUGUUGGAUCGCCCUACGAAGGGGAGGGUGGCAACGUGAUGGACGCGGUGGAGUUUGUGCUCCAGAAUUUUACGGAGAUGAACAAAUUGUGGGUGCGGAUGCAACAUCAGGGCCCUGCUCGGGAGAAGGAGAAACGAGAAAAGGAACGGAGCGAGUUGCGUGACUUGGUGGGCAAGAAUUUGCAUGUGCUGAGUCAACUUGACGGCGUGGACCUAGAGAUGUACAAAGAUGUUGUGCUCCCACGAGUUCUGGAACAGAUUGUGAAUUGCAAGGACGAGAUCGCGCAGUACUACUUGAUGGACUGCAUCAUCCAGGUGUUUCCAGACGAUUUCCAUCUUCAAACUUUGGAGACUCUUCUAAGUGCAUGCCCUCAGCUACAGCCAACAGUGGACAUAAAAACAGUGAUGUCUCAGCUGAUGGAGCGCCUGUCCAGAUAUGCUGCUGCGUCGCCUGAGGUGUUGCCCGAGUUUUUACAAGUGGAAGCCUUCACGAAGUUCAGUCACGCUGUUGUUGAGGUGAUCGAGGCGCAACCUGACAUGGCAUUGGUGGGGGCUGUGAGCCUGUACGUGGCUCUGCUUACUUUCGUGUUGCGAGUCCAUGUCGACCGCCUUGACUAUGUCGAUCAAGUUUUGGGAGGGUGUGUGAAGAAGCUGGAAGGUAAAGGCAAGGUGAAGGAUGUUAAAGCAACAAAACAGCUGGUGGCCCUGCUAAGUGCCCCUCUGGAGAAGUACAAGGACGUGGUGACUAUCCUGAAGCUGAGUAAUUAUGGAAAGGUGAUGGAACACUUGGACUACGACACAAACAGAGUAAUGGCAGUGGUUCUGAUGCAAUCGAUUUUGGCAAACAACACCCUCAUCACAGCCCCGGAGAAGGUGGAUGGGCUGUUCGAUCUGUUGAAAGAGCUAAUUCAGGACAGUGAGGGAGCACCAUCCAUCGACGAGUUAGACGAAGAGGACUUCAAGGAGGAGCAAAAUCUGGUGGCGCGUCUGGUACACAUGCUGGUGAAUGACGAUAAUGAGCAGAUGUUCCAGAUUUUAAUAGCCGCAAGAAAGCAAUUUGGUCAAGGGGGUCCAAAGAGGCUGCCAUUCACUCUUCCACCUCUUGUAUUCGCCGCUCUGAAGUUGGUGCGUUCUUUGCAAAACGAGGAUCUUCCAGACGACGGCCCCGUAUCUUUGAAGAAGGUCUUUCAAUUUUUGCAUCAGACUGUGGAGGCGUUAUCAGUGGUACCAGCCCCAGAACUUGCGUUGCGGUUGUACUUACAAUGUGCAGAGGCUGCGGGUGUGUGCAACCUGGAACCGGUUGCGUAUGAGUUUUUCACGCAGGCUUUCAUGAUUUACGAAGAGGAGAUUGCGGAUUCGAAGGCCCAGGUGACUGCUCUGCAGCUGAUAAUUGGCACUCUACAAAGAACACGGGUUUUUGGCGUGGAGAACAGGGACACACUUACGCACAAAGCGACAGGGUACUCGGCGAAGUUGUUGAAGAAGCCGGAUCAGUGCAGGGCUGUGUAUGCCUGUUCUCAUCUAUUCUGGGUGGAAGAGGGGAGUGGUGUCAAGGAUGGAGAAAGGGUAUUGCUAUGCUUGAAACGGGCCUUGAGGAUUGCCAACGCUGCACAGCAGAUGUCUAGUGCGACCCGAGGAAGCAAUGGGCCCAUGACACUUUUUGUGGAGAUUCUGAACAAGUAUCUGUAUUACUUUGAGAAAGGCAACACCCAAGUUACAAGCACGAUCAUUCAAGGAUUGUUGGAGCUCAUCGUGACGGAGAUUCAGAGUGAGAAUACGACGCAAGAUAUGCAGGUGGAUGCUUUCCUGGCCAAUACACUGAGGUACAUCCAGUUCCAAAAGCACAAAGGUGACUCAGUAGCGGAGCGAUACAGCGACAUCAAAGUUCCCAGUUAGGGGUGUGGUUGUGGCAUCAUCGGGUUGUUUUGUUGUCAACUCAGUCUCAUAAGUUCUACAAGCUAUGGGUGCUUUUGUAAAGGAUUAAGUUCUGACGCCUGUGUAGGCUCUUUUGAUGUACAAGUAGUUUGUGGGAGAGGUGGUUGGCCUCGCUGCAGUUGUUAUUUAGGAUUCGUGGGUGUAGGGAACUGUACAAUAAUGCUUUACAUUAUGUUCAUAAUUUGAUGACCUCCGAUGUGUUCGGAUGGCCGCAUCAUGUCCAGCUCGUCGUCGCCUUCUGACAUGGGCAAGUGUAUGUUAAGUCCUAUCACUUGAGAGACCCAGGUGAAGCUGAAUUUCCAAAUUAGUAUAUCGGAAGGAGCUGUCUUUGUUUUUGCACAAAUGUACCGUGUCUUAAGUCCAGUUUUUUAUCCAAGCAAUUUCGUUCUUUUU